This is a messenger RNA of Mytilinidion resinicola, 368 nucleotides long. RefSeq lists its product as uncharacterized. The coding region runs from base 61 to 216 and encodes 51 amino acids. The record is from RefSeq and is a predicted model, not a curated record. The transcript is spliced from 2 exons. NCBI's taxonomy places the organism in Eukaryota, Fungi, Ascomycota, Dothideomycetes, Mytilinidiales, Mytilinidiaceae.
CACAACACACACCGAUCGACGACGAUAGGCGGGAUCUGAUCAGCCUCUUGCGGCGUCCAAAUGCAGUCUUUUCCCGCUCUUCAGCAGUUCUAUGCAGUCGUGCCCCCAUCGCUUCAUCAAUCCAACCCCCGGCCUCACGAGCUUACCCCUGGGGGUAGUAAUCUUAACCCUCUGACUUAUCAGACUACUCCCUUGCCUCACCGGGUCUUAUUCUAGUAGACUUCCACCAACAGCCCUAUGGUAUCCUAGUCAGCCAAUCCGAGAAGCUAGCCAGCCGGUACAAGGGUACCUAAUAUCGACGGGGACCCUAUCAGCUAUCACAAUGAUCUGAUAGGGGGUUCGUUUGAUCGAGCGUUACGCAAGCUGCG